Messenger RNA from Penicillium brasilianum, 1067 nucleotides. Lineage: Eukaryota; Fungi; Ascomycota; Eurotiomycetes; Eurotiales; Aspergillaceae. The record is from the annotation of a GenBank genome assembly.
CUUCUUUCUCCCCAUCCCUCAUCCACCCCCAAAGGCAAUCCAACCCUUCUGUGGUCUAUACCUCAUCCGCUGAUUUACCAGCGAUUUCCAUUUCCCUCAUACUUUCCCUUCGCGAAAAAGAGUCCAUAAUGGCGCAGGCCCCACCUACCUUCAAGCUCGUCCUGGUCGGUGACGGUGGUACUGGCAAGACCACCUUCGUCAAGCGCCACCUGACUGGCGAGUUCGAGAAGAAGUACAUUGCCACUCUCGGUGUCGAGGUUCACCCUCUGACCUUCACUACCAACCUGGGUACCAUUCAGUUCGAUGUCUGGGAUACCGCCGGCCAGGAGAAGUUCGGUGGUCUCCGUGAUGGUUACUACAUCAACGGCCAGGCCGGUAUCAUCAUGUUCGAUGUCACCUCCCGUAUCACCUACAAGAACGUUCCCAACUGGCACCGUGACCUUGUCCGUGUCUGCGAGAACAUUCCCAUCGUUCUCUGCGGUAACAAGGUUGAUGUGAAGGAGCGCAAGGUCAAGGCCAAGACCAUCACCUUCCACCGCAAGAAGAACCUCCAGUACUACGAUAUCUCCGCCAAGUCCAACUACAACUUCGAGAAGCCCUUCCUGUGGCUCGCCCGGAAACUGGUCGGCAACCCCCAGCUGGAGUUUGUCGCUGCUCCUGCCCUCGCUCCCCCCGAGGUUACCGUCGACCACGAGCAGCUCGAGAAGUACCGCCAGGAGAUGGCCGAUGCUGCUGCUCAGCCCCUCCCCGACGAGGACGAUGCCGACCUGUAAAGUGGUCAACCUCACCAGCAGGUCCCCGACAGUUCUUUUUCCGAUCCGGACUUCGGGGAUCAUCAAAGCCACUUCCCCCCUUGUCACCGUCUUUGACAGUGACAUGUAAAAAGAGGGGCGGCACAUUCCACGACCGGAAGUUUUGGGCUCGACUACAGUACAGUCCUAGGAUUCACGAUACAAUGAAAGCGGUUGGGGCAGUGGCGGUUUGAAGAAAGGGACGGCACGAUUAUGCAUUUCUUUUUAUGGUUUUCCCCCCAACCACACUUAGUAGCUUAGACUCAUUUUUUACCU